AUGGAAUUCCCCAUUCAUCGCAUCCAUUUCUACGGUUAUACCCCUGUCCCCUUCACCUGUAUUGCUGCAGCUGACUCCGGUCUGCUUGCCACUGGCAGGCAAGAUGGAUCCAUCGAGGUGUACGACAGGCAUCGUAAUUUCUUUAUGGUUGCACGGAUUCCAUCCACUGUCACCAAGUCGGUCGAGGCUUUAAGUUGGAUUGGCCCGCGGCUAUUUUACACUGGAGCUUUGGGUCGGUUGGUCGAAGUUGAUCUCGACACCUUCUCCGUCAAAGACACACUGCUUUUGAUGGGAAAUCCAAUCUCUCGGUGUCUCUCUUCUUGUGGUUCUUAUCUAGUCAUUGGUAACGACGAAGGUUUUAUUUCCAUAUGCAGCACUGAAUCAUCUUCUGUUUCAUUGGUUCAGACGCUCCCGCAACUGACAGGCAAAAUCCUCUCCCUUGCAUGUAUUGAUGCCAAAGAGAAACUUCUGGCCGCUGGGACGAGCUCAGGGACUUUGAUGGUCAUCUGUUUCACAAACACAUCGUACAGUAUUCGGCAUACACUUCUUUCUGAGUCGAAGGACACGUUCGUUUGGGUUCUUCUAUUUAGCAAAACUUCACUCUUCUCUGGUGACAAUAAGGGCAACGUUUGUGUUUGGGAUGUCACUGUUGGUGGACUUUUACACACUUUUCCAAGUCACUACGCGCAUGUAUUGGCACUCACCGCAUCACCAGAUGGUCAAACCGUAUUCAGUGGAGGAGCUGAUGCUUUGGUCCGACGAUACGAACGGUUCCUUUCAGAAGAUAAUUGCACCCAGUGGGAACUCGGCGGAACUAUACGCGGUUGUAGACGUGACAUUCGUGGUUUGGUCUAUCUGGCUGGCCAAAAUUACGAUCCUGCUUCUCAGGCCACGAAUCUUGAUACUCGUUUCGAACCUCAUCGUCUUCUGGCUGUUGGUUUAGAUGCGCGUUUGCAAGUUUUGGCUUGUGAGCAACCGGAGCGCGGUUUAGAUGCAUUCGCCAGGGCACACCGGACUCUGGCCUGUCAAGUCGGUCGUCCGCGUGAUUCGAAGAUUAAAUCCAUUGCCCAUGUGGCGGCUUUACCGUUUUGGCCGCUUGCUUGUGCUGCGACUCGACCAUCUCCUUGUGAAUUUGUCAGCGUUGAACACUCAAACGAACAACGACCACCGACGCGCCUGUGUCUUCUUCGUUAUCCGGACAAGCUUGACUUAGUACGUUUGGCGCAAAUAGAUGAUAAACGGAAACGAAGUCAAGCUCAUCGUUUUCUCCCAAUCUCCAAUUCUCUUCUGCAGCUGGCUGAAAUAAGACCACGGAAAGGAUUGGAGAUCAUAGCUUCGACGCUUUCCAAGUGUGGUUCUUUUGUUGCCUAUUCAGAUAUGGUUCGAACGAGGAUUCUACGGGUUACCAUAUCGCCGGUAACUGUCGAAGAGGAACGUCGAGGAGUUCUGCCUUCAGUGUCUGUUUCACGAAUCCAAUGGGAACAAAACGACAGAAAACGGAAAUCCGUCUCAAGAAGACGUCUGUCUCCCUCCGCCAGAACGAAUUCGACAGAUUCCCUCACCGAGUCAUCUCGAAUCCAUGGAUCCUCAUCCGAAACCGAUACAGAUACAGAUGAUUUGUCUGCAGCGUCGGUUGCGAAGUUUUUCGCCUUAGAUCAGACCAUCGGCUCCGUCACGUCGGUGGAAAACAACACUUCAGACGUGUUCCCCACUCCUAUCAAACAUCAACCAGAUAUCAAUGAGAAUGCUUUGCCUUCUUCAUCUUGUUUGACCUUUACAGAUGAUUCACAGCAUCUUAUUCAAGUGCUCCGAGCUUCUGCCGAGCUGAUUUGCGUUGACGUCCAAACGGGCAAUGAAAACUGGCGGCGCGAUCUUAUCUCGGAAAGUGGUUCAGUAUUCCGCGUACACCUGCUGUCCGUUUCCAAAUCCGUCGGCACGGGUGUAGCUGUGGUCGCCAUUGGUUGUUCAGAUGGCCGGGUACGUCUAUACUCAACGGCGUCCGGACAGCAGUUACUGACAUGCCCUUGUGUUGCUUCUUCCUCUGGCUACUCACCACUUCCCGCCUGUCUGGCCUUCUCGGUGCCCCGGUCGGGUGAACUGGACCUCUCCAUUCUCUACACCAAUAGUCAAUUGUCUGAAUGGCAUCUAAGUUUGAGCAAACUGAACUGUCCGGACGACGCUUCAUGCGCAGUUCCCAAUCGUGACUUGGACAGGUCUGCCAUGAGUGCGACUUUCAACAUGUGGUUAUCAGAUUUUUGGAAUAAAAUGGAGGAAGAAGUACACUCCAACCUUGGCUUGUUUCACUCGUUGGCCUAUGUGGAUUCGGACAACUGGUUGCUUGCCUCAGACCGGUAUCUUGUCUUGCUCACAAGAAACAAGCGUUCAGCUGUAGCACCCUUCCGGUGCCUGGCUGCCAUGCCACCCGAAGGAAGCACGAGGGCUGGGAUACUGCCAGGUUGCCCAAGCCUAGACAGGGGAAGUCGAGUGGCGGAGGUUGGAUUCGAACCACGGAUCUUCCGGUCAGUAGAUUCGCGCUCUAACCACUUGGGCCAUCUCUGUUGCCAUUUAUAUAUUCGUCCUUUCUUCCGUGGUAUGAUUACCAAGCGGCUUCGAACAAAGGACGAACUGUAUCCUGAAAGUUGCAUGCGGAUAUGUACAAACUUUGAGUCCAUCAUACAAGCUGCAGUGGUUGAAAAGAACGAACUGGCUAUCGUAGCUCUACACUCUGCACAGAUUGCCCUCAAACUGAGUGCUCCUAUGCAGCGAAAACCAUUUGGAACUUGAUUUGGCCUGACUAAAUCAGAUCAACUUUGCACAUAUGUAUGAGUUUUUCAUUGUAAAUGAAGAGCACUUAUUUGGC
Opisthorchis viverrini is the source of this 2860-nucleotide messenger RNA. RefSeq lists its product as hypothetical. The record is from RefSeq and is a predicted model, not a curated record. Gene Ontology annotation, biological process: maturation of SSU-rRNA from tricistronic rRNA transcript (SSU-rRNA, 5.8S rRNA, LSU-rRNA). The transcript has 11 exons. Lineage: Eukaryota; Metazoa; Platyhelminthes; Trematoda; Opisthorchiida; Opisthorchiidae. Gene Ontology annotation, molecular function: RNA binding; protein binding. Bases 1 to 2784 code for a protein of 927 amino acids. Gene Ontology annotation, cellular component: 90S preribosome; t-UTP complex; small-subunit processome.